This is a messenger RNA of Alternaria conjuncta, 582 nucleotides long. RefSeq lists its product as uncharacterized. The transcript has a single exon. The coding region runs from base 1 to 582 and encodes 193 amino acids. The record is from RefSeq and is a predicted model, not a curated record. NCBI's taxonomy places the organism in Eukaryota, Fungi, Ascomycota, Dothideomycetes, Pleosporales, Pleosporaceae.
AUGGGGGAUUCGCGGACCUGGAUACUUGAUCUCGACACUACAGGCGUCUCAGCGCCUGAGCAGCCUGAUACCAUCUAUGAAUCUUCGACUUUCGAGCUCCGACGAAGUUCUGCACCGUACAUAUUCACACAUAGGAGGGAGUCGUUGGGCCCUAAGGAGUAUCCGAGAUAUGAUCUGCUGUAUGAGAACCUCAGCCAUGCAGUCCUCAAGUACCGGUACCUGAUACCACCAGGUACUGGCCCUUCGAUAAUGAACAAGAAAUGCGAUGCUAUCCUCAAGAAGCUGGAUCGAUUGACAAAACUUGAGCUGGAGAAGAUCCCGGAAGCAGAGCGGCCGUCGGCAUAUUACGAAUUUGAAAGAGGAGAAUGUAAAGCUAUGCACGUGCGAGAUAGGUUCACGCGUGAGGGGUUCACGCUCCCAGCCACAUGGACAUUCUACGACGAGCAGAUUCUGGCGGAUUUGAAUGAUGCAUGGGAGAGUCGCGACGAGGUUUGGGUCGAGGAUGAGGGUCAGAAGACCGCAGAACGCGAGCAUGAAGCGGAGGGAGUGGUCGCGAGCGACGAGAACAACGUCGGUGGUUAG